AUGAAAUCUGAAAUUAUAAUCAACCUCAUAAUUCCAUCCUCCACCUGGGUGAGGGCCUUAGUUCCUGCAGAACUCAGGGACCAUAUCAGAUUAUGCACAUCCCUUGAGGAGGAACUAGGAUUCUGCUUUAUCACUGCACCAUUGUUUGAUUGCCUUUUCUCUGUUCUAUCUUCUGUCCCCUUAAAAGCAUUGAUUCCUGGGACCUGUUCACGGGUAAGCAUUGUGGCCAGGCUUAGAUCACAAAAUGGCUUAAGCCAAAAUGAGCUCUCCUAUGUUAAGAAAGCCAUGCCUGGUUCUCUUUCUCCAAGGAGCCCCUACCCUAUCUGCUUUUGUUAUUCCGCUCUGUAG
This is a messenger RNA of Rangifer tarandus platyrhynchus (Svalbard reindeer), 348 nucleotides long. Lineage: Eukaryota; Metazoa; Chordata; Mammalia; Artiodactyla; Cervidae. The record is from the annotation of a GenBank genome assembly.